Molecule: messenger RNA, 2736 nt
Organism: Myotis brandtii (Brandt's bat)
Lineage: Eukaryota; Metazoa; Chordata; Mammalia; Chiroptera; Vespertilionidae
Gene: URB2
Product: URB2 ribosome biogenesis 2 homolog (S. cerevisiae)
Exons: 13
Coding region: 48-2429 (793 amino acids)
Biological process (GO): ribosome biogenesis
Cellular component (GO): nucleolus
Source: RefSeq, a predicted model, not a curated record
CUACUCUUCAAUUGUAUAGAAUUCUAGGUGGCUGGUGAGGUGCGGCAAUGGCUGCUGUUUAUUCUGGCAUUUCCCUUAAGCUUAAAAGCAAGAGAACUUCCUGGGAAGAUAAACUAAAGCUAGCGCACUUUGCUUGGAUUUCUCACCAGUGCAUUCUUCCAAACAAAGAGCAAGUAUUACUUGAUUGGGCCAGCCAGUCAUUAGUCUCAUUUUAUAAGAAGAAACUUGAACUGAAGGAGGACAUUGUUGAAAGGCUCUGGGUCUAUGUAGAUAACAUUCUGCACAGCAAAAAACUGCAGCACCUCCUCAAGAAUGGAAAGACCAUUACCCUCCAGGUCUCCCUGGUCAAGGUCAUCAACGAGAGAAUCGCCGAGUUCUCCCUUUCGGGAUCCCAGAGGCACGUCGGCGCCGUGCUCAGCUGCUGCCAGGGCGUCCUGUCCACGCCGGCCCUCCCGGUCAUCUACGCGGCCCGGCAGGAGCUGCUGUCGUCGGGGGCCCUCACGGGCGAGGCCCCGGAGAGCUCAGGCCUCCCUCCAUUGCUCCCAGGCGUGGAAGCGCGCAGCUGGAGGAAGAUCAAAAAGGCCGCGGCCCGGUUCGACUCCGUGGGCAGGUACUGCCUAGAGCAGCUCCACCUGCAGAAGAUGAAGAGGACUUUAGUGCAGACGGGUUCCCAGUCCGAAGAGGCCCUCCAGGCCCUGAGGGCCGAUGCCGCCUACAUCCUGGGUUCCGGCCGGGAGAGCUUGGCCCGGGGGACGGCGGCUCCCUGGGAUGGGCAGGUGGGGACGGUGAGUGCGGACACGUACCCCGUCGCACACUGGCACCUGGUGGUGUCCAACCUCACCAUCUUAGUACCCUACCUCGGGCCGGGUGACGUGCGGUACCUGGCCGGUGUCCUGCUGAGGACGUUGCCCGGGAACGGGCUCCGCCAGCAGCUGCCCUGGCUCUUCGAGGAGGACCCCGUGGACGCGGCUCCUUGGGAAACCAGAUUGGCCAAAGUGGGACCCGAAGGGACAGAACCCAGAGGGGAAGUCGCCCAGAACUUGCUCUCCUUGGUCCAGGGCGGCUUCCCCGUCCGGUUGGAGGAGGAGCCGCUGGGGCGCCUCCUGGGGCUGCUGGAGGUCGUGUCCGCCCUGCAGCUGGACAGCCUGGGGGCCCCCUGCCACACGCACUACUUCCUCCUGCUGCUGUCGGCGGCCCUCGCCGCACCUGGGGGCUCUUGCUCCCCGUCCCUGGCCCUGACGUUUCUGACCACCUGCUACCGGCUCCUCGGCCGCCUGCAGAGAGGGAAGAGCGGCCGCUCCGUGCUCAAGGUCAUGUACGCCAGCGAGCUCUGCCUGCUGGCGGAGCUGCCCGCCCUGGCCACCGACCCCCCGGCCUUCCAGGCGGCCGUGAGCUUCUUGGCACUCUUCUUCUCGGCCCCAGAGCUCCACCCCGAGGGGGAGUCUGUCUUCACUGCCGUGUUUCAGUCUCUGAGAAGGGUUCUCGCAGACCCCGCCGUUCCGCCUCCAGCACUUCAGGCCAUCGAGCCUCACCUGGGAGCCCUGCUCGCCCACCUGCUGGCGGCCGGGACCACCCAGGACUUCCGGGCGAUGCUGCAGUGCGUGCUCCGGGGGCUGGACCUCAGGAACGCGUGGAGCGCAGACCAGCCGGCCAUUUUGUCGGCUGUUACGUUGAUCAAGUUGCUGCUGAGCUGCCCGGUCAGCGAGGAGCAGGCGAGUCUGUUCUGGCGGACGAGCCCCCAGAUCCUCACGGCUCUGACGCUGCAAAACCGAGAGGCGUGUCAGGAGCAGCCCGCGGCCUUGGCGGUGGUCGAGCCCAUCCUGGACGUCCUGGCCGCCCUGCUGCGCCGGGGGGAGGAGGCCAUCCGCAACCCGCACCACGUCAGCCUGGCCUUCAGCAUCCUGCUGGCCGUGCCCCUGGACCACCUGAAGCCGCCGGAGUUCGGGCGCGUCUUCCCGCGGGUGCACAGCGUGCUCUUCACCAUCCUCCAGUGUCACCCCAAGGUGAUGCUGAAAGCCGUCCCCUCCUUCCUGAACUGCUUCCACCGGUUGGUGUUUUCGGUGAUGCAUGAAGGACGGCAAAAGGAUAAAGGCGGCGCGGAGGACCUGGCGGGGGUGCUGGCGUGCGCCCGCCUGGUGGAGAGGAUGUACAGCCACAUCGCCGCCCGGGCCGAAGACUUCACCGUGUUCUCCCCCUUCAUGGUGGCCCAGUACGUGACGGAGGUGCAGAAGGUCACCUUGUACCCGGCCGUGAAAGGCCACCUGCAGGAGGGCAUCUACCUCAUCCUGGACCUCUGCAUCGAGCCCGACGUGCAGUUCCUGCGCGCCUCGCUGCCGCCGGGAGUGCGGGACGUCUUCAAGGAGCUGCACAACGACUACGUCAAGUACCACCGGGCGAAGCACGAGGGCGAGAGGCGGUACGCCGUCUAAGGACACGCGGGGAGAGGCGGUAGCAGGAAGACCUGGCGAAUGAAAGGCUUCAGAUGUUCAGUGGGAAAUACGUGGAUUAUUUAAUAUGUGUGUUGUAUUUGACAGCCAUGUUUUUCACACAUACCUUUUCAUGCAGUAAGUACUGCAAUAGCGUCCCGAAAACACACCUUAGAAGGAGGUGGACUCAGUGAACAAUUGCCCAGCCCCUCAUCGUCAUUCCAGGUGUGGUUCUUGCCUCGGUCCCUUCUCCCCACCAAGAACUGUGUAGAACUUGUAAUUAAAGUCCUAUUAAAAUAUCUCUGCCUCU